Xyrichtys novacula (pearly razorfish) is the source of this 6975-nucleotide messenger RNA. NCBI's taxonomy places the organism in Eukaryota, Metazoa, Chordata, Actinopteri, Labriformes, Labridae. The record is from the annotation of a GenBank genome assembly.
ACACAAACACACACAAACACACAGUCAGUCUGUCAGUCAGUCAGUCAGUCAGAGCCGAUGAUGUUUCAGGUGAGAGACUGUUUUAUUUAUUUCUGUUUGAAACUGUGACUAAACUCUGACUGCUUUAUUUGACUGUUUGUUCUUUUGACGUGACAAAUCUGUCAUAUUUAUUUAUUCAGAGUUCAGAUUUGAGAGGAUUGUGGAACAGACAGGAGAACUGUGACAUUUUUUAAACUACGAGUCAACAGAGAGAGAAAAGGCGCUUUAUUGUUAUUGUAUAAAAACACAGAAUGAACCUUUAACAUCAUUCCUGUUCAGAACACAGGAUGAAAUCUGGAAGAAAAUCUUAAUUACUAUCUUUUUUAUCUGCAGCUUGAAUAAUUUUUUUUUUCAUAAAGACUAAAACUAAAAUUAUUAACCACAAAUGUAAAACUGAGCGUGAUAACCGUGUUUUUGUCGGGUAAAAAGAGCCUUUAAUAUUCAGCGUGCGUCAGAGAGUGAACAUAUAAACAGUUACUGAAUAAAUCAGUCAGUUCACAUUCAUUUUAAAGAAGAAGUGAAAUAAUUUGUUUGAUUAUAAAUAAAUGGAAGCGCGGGUUAUUACAUUGACAGUUGUUGAAUAGAUAAUUCUUUAUAUUUCUGAAUAUUAGCGGAGCUUCGAUCAGCUGUUUUUAUUCAUAAAUGGAAUACGUCACUCGUCUAAUUUCACGAGCUGACUCAGGUUCACUCUCAAACUGUCAGGAGUCAUCUGAAGGGAAGUGGAGUUUUAAAUCGUCUCUGGGUGUGAAUUCUGAGAAACUUCCACUCAUUUCUGUUCACGCUCAGUCAUUUAGAAACAUGCAGCUGCUGCCUGAGCGGCUGUGAGAAAUAACAAACAUCUUUAUUUAUCUGUUGAAGUCAAAUGUCAACGAGGGAAAAAAGAACAACGAGAGGAGACUGAAAAAUAUAACAUUUAAAUAACAGUCAAAUCUGUCGUGUUCAGCCAUGAUUUCCAACAUUCAGCAGAGGAGACAUAAGAGAAAAUAAGAGUGGGCUCAGAAUAGACCCCUGAGGGACACACUGCGAAUGAAAACUGAGGAAGUAAUCAUGGUGGUCAGACCACAAGAGAGAUCGAAAACGCCGUCUCAUAAAAGUAAAAUCUUGUCGUGUUGAAAUUGUUUAAAAACUCUUCAAAGUUACUUUCACCUUCAGGAUUCCUGUUCACUCAUUCACUUUCCUCUUCACUUCUCCUCAGGUACCCUCCCAUCACCCCUUACCUCAGGCCCAGGUGUCCUCUUUCCAUCACCUCCCUCACCCACAGGUUACCUCCCCUCACCUCUUACCUGAAACUCAGGUAUCUUCCCCCAACUACCUCUCCCAUCCCCCGCUGAGCUCCCCUCACCUCCAGGUGACCUCUCCACACCUCCUCCCUCAGACUCAUGCUCACUCCCCUCACCCUCACCUCUCACACCCCGCCUCCCCUCACUUCCCAUCCCCUCACUUUGAGCUGCAGCCUCAGGUGACCCUGCCUCACCUCCUCUCCCCGUCCCAGCAGCACCUUUACAACCAAAACCACCUUUUGGGUUUUGAUGAUCCAAACUGGGGCGGGUCGGAUCCUCCUCUUGAGCCGUCCUUCCCUCACCUGAGCUACACCUACCAGGUGAGACGUCGUCUUUUCUUUUCUGACAGAUUAAAAUAAUCCAGAAGCUUCUUCGGUUCUGAUCUUUCUGUCUGAUCUCAAACAGAACCAGACCUCAACCCACCUGGACCUCCAGAACCAGACCCAGUUUGGAGAUGAUCUGCAGAGUCUGUCCUACGUCCACACACUCUUUGACAGAGGGGUGGACAGACAGGUGGACACACCUGGUCCAGCUCAGGAUGCCUGGCAGCCUCUGGAGUCACCUCUCCCCCAGUUUCAGUGCUCCUCGCUGGGCCCCGUGUCCAGAGAAGUCCCCCUGGGAGGGUGGAGCUCCGAGGACUUCAGCUCAUCACCUUCUGGAAACUUUAACCAGUUUUUCCAAGAGGGUUACUAUGACAACAGUGCCCCCCAGCCCUUCUGUAGUCCAAACACACCUGGUCCAAGUCCUCAUUACCCACAAACCCCAACUAUCUCAAGCCCUGGUCCUCAGAUGAUCUCCAGAGAGGAGAGAGUGGACUUUAGCACGCACACAUCCAGGAGCCUGAGCGGAGACACAACCAUCAACUGCUUUACACACACCUGUGACAGCUUACCUGUGACCUCUGACCCCCAUCAGACCCAGCAGCAUCUCCGACAGAGCCACACCAAGCUGAUCCAAGACCAGACCGCCCCCCUGGACACCACCAGGACCAAAAAGAGCAGUUUAUCUCUGCUGAAGAAAGGCCAGGGAGGGAGGAGUACUGCCCGGUCUCCAGGUGUCACUGCCGGGCCGAACUGGAGAGAUGAGACAGGAGGAGGAGAGAGAGGAGGAGGAGGAGGAGGAGGAGGAGGUCAAACCAGCUGGACGACGGUCUGUUCAACUUUUUAAAAAGUACUCUGAGUUAUUAUUUCUGAUCGGACGGAUGUCGAGGAUGAGAUUAGAGAGUUUGUUGAUGAGUAAAACAGGAAAGAAGGCACUGAUAACAAAAAGAAGAGCACAAAUAAUCAAGUGUUUCAGUCAGGACAGAGAGGUGAACAAACAUUCUUCUGUUUUAUUUCUAAAAAUGAUUAAAAUAUUUUGAUGAUCUAUUUUCAGAAUAAACAGCAUCAGAAUCGCACAAAGGCUCCAGACCCCAGGUAAUCUGAAAAUCACUGCAUUCCUAUAGGAGAAUAAGGAAAAUAACCUUUACAGAUUAUUUAACCUUUUAUAUCAUAUUAUAGAUUCAAACUUUAUUUAAUCAAAAAGAGGAAACAUCAGAUUGUGGGGGUCUUAUUUCCCACAGUGCUGCUUCAUCUCGUCCAGUUUCUGUUGUCUUAUAGUCUGGAUGGCAGCAGAUGUUUCUCCUAAACUUGUAGAUGUUCUUCAGCGUUAAUGAAGCCUUCACAGAUGUGAACUAGAGAAGCACUCGGAGAGCGCAGACCUCCGCCAAGCAGCUCAUGUUCCCCCUGAAACAAGAAAUGCCCUGACCGGGAUACAAACCUAGAACCUUCUGGUUGUGAAGUGACAGUGCUAACCACUACACCACUGUGCCGCCCAUUGGUUAUCUUUCAGCAUUGAAAAUUCCAACGACACCCUUAUUUUUGUGUGUUCUGGAUCACAGUAUCCAGAAUUUUGUCUGGAUCACCACCAAAAUGUAAUUGGAUCCUCCUGGGGCUGAGACGCACCUCUGGUGAAAAUUUCAGGUCAAUCCGUCUGUAACUUUCUCUGUAAAUUUGCUAACAGACAAACAAACCAACGCUACCAAAAACAUAACCUCCUUGGCGGAGGUAAAGAUACCCAUGACAUGGACUCUGAUGAUCCCCAGACCAUCAGGGAUGUUGAGAACAAGCCUUAUAUCCCCUCUCUUCUUUAGCGGACGAUGGUACGUCCAUGAUUUCCAAAAAGAGCGUCUGAUUUUAGUCUGUGAGACUUCAGGACAGUUUUCACUUCCUUUUCGUCGAUCUUAAAAUGAUUGAGUUCAUGAGAAGCUGUUAGUGUCUCUGGAUCAGGUUCAUAUCUGGUUUCUUCUUUGUGUGGUUUAGUUUUAACUUGCAACUGCAGAUGCAUCAACAAACUGUGUGAAAAACAAAUUUUGAUUUUAUCAACAUGAUCUGUCGUUGUUCAAUGGUUUCGUAAAUUUGUUUUUCUCUGUUUUUUCUAUGAUGCUACUUGUGUGUGUGUGUGUGUGUGUGUGUGUGUGUGUCACAGGCUGCUCUGUACGGUGUGUAAACGUGAUUUCAGGAGUCUGCCGGCACUGAACGGACACAUGCGCUCUCACAGCGGCUCCAGAUCGGCUGCAGGAUUAACCAAGGUCUCCAUACUCAGUCUGAACAUCCUGAACUGUUUCAAACUCGUUAGUUAAUGAGCGCAGUGUAGGAAAGGCUGCCCCCUAGAGGUAACAGUAGAAAUUGACCCGAUGAACGUUUCCUAUUUGAUGCAAUUUUUCGUCCAGGUCAAUGACUCCACGCUGCGAGGAGACCCCUCUGUUUCCAUGGUGAUGCCUGUCUCAGUGCCCAUCCAAUCCAAAAGCGUGCUCGAGGCGUGUAGAGGUGGUCAGAAGACAUGUGGUCGCCUCUCGCCCGCCACAGGGGGCGCUGCACAGUACCGCAGCCUGUUACACCGACAGGAAGAGAAAGCAGAUGCUGAUGGUGAUGCAGUGGUUGCCGGGGGCGAUGAUACAGGUGUCACCCACUACACCCCCCCUCCCAUGCUGUGUCCCCUCAGGGCGGGGCCAGGGUUGUUCUGUUCCCUCACCACAAGGGGGCAGCAGCUGCACAGUGAGUAAAAACAUCGUCAGAUUAAAUUACGGGGCCACCUAGAGGCCACAGUAAUCUUAAAUCUGAUUGGCAGGUGGAUUUAGUGAUGCUGUUGCCAUGGAGACGUCGGCUCUCCCUCCAGGAACCAUGAAGCCGUAUGUCACUUUGACCUUUUAAUACUUUUGUUUGAUCAUGUCUCUGAUCACCUGUUCACACUGAGCUGUCAAUCACAGGCGGAUCAAUUUGGGGCAGGACAACCAGGCUGAAAUCCCGCCUCUGCAGGUCCAGAAUGAUGCUCAUGCUGACUCCCAUAAUGCAUUGCUGGUGUGGAGGCCUUUGGAGGAGCUGGAGCGGCCUGUCGAUCAACAGUCAGGUAGGAUACAAACGCUCGUUUUUCACACUGAUAUCAUCAAAGAUGUGAUUGGCUGAUUAACUUGAUUGACACACGUUUUGUUCAGUUGAAGCGCUGAUGUUGAUGGCGUGCUCCAGUGUGAUGCCAGGGGGCGGGGCCAGCCCGGAGACGGCCCUCCAGGUCCUAUCAGAGUGCAGAGGAGACUUCCUGGUAAAAUCUGAUCUGCAGUUUGGCAGGAGCUUGAAUGAGACUGAUUUUGUCGAUGUAAAUUUGUGUGUCUGGAUUUUGCUUUUUUCUCGUUUUGAGAUAUUUUGUUGUUUUUCGUCCUCCAGCUGACGGUGGAAAAGCUGCUGUCCAACAACAACAACCACACAGCCCAACAAAGCCCAAGUAUCCACUCUUAUAUUCUAUAUUUAGAGAGACAUGCUGUUAUUUUACUUUAGUAUUUAAGUCGUUUAGCAUCUUCUGCUCUCCUCUUAUCUGUAGGUGUGUGCUGGAGCGCCGCAGAGAGGCGUCUGCUGCUGAAAUCUCUGCAGCUUCAUCGUAAAGACUUCAGAAACAUCCAGAAAACUGUGAGUCUCACUGUCUGUGCGAGCAUCUGUGUGUGUAACUCUGUGUGGGAUUGUGCCGAUGGUGUGUGUUGUGUUGUUUUCAGGUUCAGACAAAGUCGCUCUCUCAGUGUGUGGAGUUUUAUUACCUGUGGAAGAAGAAGCUGAGUCUGAGGGCGAAGACCCCGGCCGGGCUGACCAUCACUCUGCCUGACACAAACGUAAGAGAGACAAAUAUUAUGAAGAAGAAUAAAGUACUCAUGAACUAAACCGAAGUUUGGAUGAGAGAGAUCACAGUUGGAUUAAGCUCAUCAGCUGAUCUCAGCUCAGCUCAGCUGUGUCUGACUUUGCUGAUGCUCUCCCUGCCUCGGCUUUUAAAGGGACAUUCCGGUGUAAAAUUAAUUUAGGGUCAAACACACCGUAACACUGAGUUAGACACCCCCUCCAGAUACGAAUGUUGCCGACCGCUUACUUCUCUAGUUAUACCAACUUUAGUAACGGCUGCAGGAUAGCGGCUGCUGGAAGAGAGUAGGUGAGUUGUGUUUAGUCUCUUUGCUAAAGAAAUGAGUCAAAGUUAAAAAGAUGUUUGGUGUCUAGUACUAUGGCUGGGACCCUAUAUGUCCUUUUGAUGAAGUUAGGUGCCUUUCUGAGCAUUAUUUGUGGCUAUAGAGUGGCGUAUUUGGUUGGGGUUUGUUUAUGACUACUCAGACCGCUGUGUAUUGCUAUCCUGCGGUCGUUACUAAAGUUGGUAUAACUAGAGAAGCAAGCGGUCAACAACAUUCAUCUCUGGAGGGGGUGUCUAACUCGGUGUUACAGUGUUCUCACCAAUUUUCCGCCAGAAUGUCCCUUUAAUGUAUAAAACAGAUGGGAGAUGUCCUCUCACUAUUUCAGGCUUCAUCUCAGGACAGAGCGGCAUUCCUGCCGUGUUUAAAUAACCAGUUAUUUUGAAUGAAAGUGACCCUGAUCAAAACACCGUUUCUGCACGAUCAGCGUUGAAGCUGCAGAAACAUCAGAUCGAUCCUUUAGGUCUCCUCUCAUAAAGCCUCUCUGUGCGUUUUCAUGAAAGUCUGAACUUCGUCGAGUCUGAGAUUCAGUUCAACUCAGUUUGAGGUCAGUUGGAUGUAAAAGCGUAGCUACAGUCAGUCGAGCGGGUUGGUUUCAGUUUUUCAGGUCAGUAACUCCCUCAGAGUGACGACAAAUGAAACUCGAGACUUAAUGAACAAAAACCACUGAAACCAAACUGCUGUUAUCACACACACAACACGCACAAAACACACACACAGAAACACACACACACAUCCUGUCAGAGCUGAAAGGUUUCUGAACAAACUCUGACUUUGAAACCGACGUGUGUGUGUCUGUGUCUGUGUGUGUGUGUGUGUGUGUGGUCAAAUGUCAGUGAGUCAUCUUGAAUUUUCCAUCAUCCUCCUCGCUGUCGUCGUUUAGAUCCGUUCAGUAGAUUCGACUGUUUAUCUGUGUUUGUGCAUCCGUGCCUCGCUUUUUCUGACCACCUGUGUCUCUGCAGGGUCAAAGGCCGUCAAAAUCCCAUGAUGCACCAUGAAGCACUGGACAUUAAAGAGCUGGAGCUACACACUACUGCUAUGAAGUUGUUGAACUGGAAUCAUUUGAAGACGGCUGCACAUUAAAUAAGCUUCUCUGUCUCUGUCUCGUCUGACACGUAGAUGUUUUUAAGACAAUAAAACUCGUUUAUUUUCACUCUGGUGGUGUUUUAACAAAGAAAA